AUGGCAAACCGCCUCAAGGUCCUUCUUCCGCAGUUCAUAAACAAAGCUCAAGGAGCCUUUGUGGGAGGCCGUAGCAUUGGUGAAAACAUCCUUCUAUGCCAAGAGCUUAUGCAGGGAUACCAUAAGGACACUCUUGAAAAGAAAUGUGCCAUAAAGAUUGAUAUUAUGAAAGCUUAUGACUCUUUGAAUUGGGAUUUCUUACUUGCUGCUCUUAAUACCAUUGACAUACCGCAAACUUUCAUAACUUGGAUAAGGAGUUGCAUCACUAGUCCUAAGUUUUCAGUGGGCUUAAAUGGUGAACUUGUGGGCUUCUUCAAAAGUUUUCCUAAGAAAGCUCUUGUUAAGGAGAUAGUUUAUGGAGAGACUUGGAAAUGGCUGGAAGCCAAUUUUGUCCAUCUCUUGGAGAUAAAAAAAUCAUAUGCUUGUUGA
Mangifera indica (mango) is the source of this 429-nucleotide messenger RNA. RefSeq lists its product as uncharacterized. Lineage: Eukaryota; Viridiplantae; Streptophyta; Magnoliopsida; Sapindales; Anacardiaceae. The transcript is spliced from 2 exons. Bases 1 to 429 code for a protein of 142 amino acids. The record is from RefSeq and is a predicted model, not a curated record.